Molecule: messenger RNA, 2735 nt
Organism: Pistacia vera
Lineage: Eukaryota; Viridiplantae; Streptophyta; Magnoliopsida; Sapindales; Anacardiaceae
Product: receptor protein kinase-like protein ZAR1
Exons: 2
Coding region: 307-2478 (723 amino acids)
Biological process (GO): protein phosphorylation
Molecular function (GO): ATP binding; protein binding; protein kinase activity
Source: RefSeq, a predicted model, not a curated record
CAGAAAUGCAAAAAAGAAGCUUCUCAAGUGUCGCCAAUCUCAACUCAAAGUGGCUUUGCACUUUGCAUGAGCUGUGUUUGCCCAGUCAACACUUUGAACUGACUAUAAACUCGUGAAAUGCCAGGGAAGAGAAGCAGUGCAAGUUCAUAAAUCACACAGAAUCCUCUUUGUUUCCUAUUCAAAUACCCGUAAAGAUACGUCUGUCAUUCCUGGCUUCCAGAUUAUGUCUGUCUGAGUUUGUCGAAGGCGAUCUCUGAGAAUCCUUUUUUUCCAGCUUUGAAUUCACUUCAGUUACUCUUCACAGAAAUGGUUUUGCCAAUUGUUUUCUUGGCUUUCUUCCUAUGCAAUUGUCUUUCUUUUGUGGCUUCACUAAAUGAUGAAGGAUUUGCUCUUCUCUCCUUCAAACAAGCAGUACAGAACUUCCCUGAAGGCUAUUUAAACAGCUGGAAGAACUCGGAUGAUAGUCCGUGUGGAUCAUAUAAUUGGAAGGGAGUUACAUGUAGAGAAGGAAAAGUCGUUGCUCUGAGCAUUUCAAACCAGAAUCUUUCAGGGCUUCUUCCACCUGGUCUGGGAAAGCUCUAUUCUCUUCACCGUCUUAAUCUCAGGAAUAACAACUUCCAUGGAAGUUUACCGUUUGAGCUCUUCAAUGCAUCAAGUUUACAAAGCUUGGUUCUUUCAGGAAAUUCAUUUUCUGGGCCUGUUCCGACUCAGAUAGGGACUCUCACCAACCUACAAGUUUUAGAUCUUUCACAAAAUGCAUUUAGUGGCUCAAUACCUUCAUCUCUAGUUCAGUGCAAGAGAUUAAAAGCUUUAGUCCUUAAUAACAACAGUUUGAAUGGCUCUCUAUCAGAUGGUUUUGGAACCAAUUUAACUACACUUCAAAAGCUCAACCUUUCCUUCAACAACUUGAGUGGUUUGAUCCCCAACGACAUAGGCCAAUUUUCAAGCUUGAACGGUACUCUUGAUUUGUCUCACAAUCACUUCAGUGGUUCUGUUCCAGCAACUCUAGGAUACCUUGGAGAGAAAGUGUUCGUAGAUCUCAGCUAUAACAAUCUUAGCGGCCCCAUACCCCAAGAUUCUGCUGUAUUGAGUUUAGGACCGAGCGCUUUCAUAGGCAACCCAUUGCUUUGCGGACCACCAUUGAAAGUUUUAUGUCCUCCAGGCGCUUUAGAUCCAUAUUCUAAACCCAACCCUUCUGACCCUUCUAGUAAACCAAAGGAAGUCCAUCAUUCAAGUUCGUGUGCAGUGAUUGCGGCUGUUUCCAUAGCCACAAUUGUAGGUAUCUGCACCAUUGGGUUGUUGCUCUAUCACAAGUACAAAAAUGCUUGUGCGUGCAAGUGGGGAGAUGGUGUUGGCAGCAGCCCCUUCGAAGAAAAGUUGACGCUUAGACAGAAGAUUUCCUGCUUUAUCAAAAAUGACUUGGAAACUUUAUCAGAAGUUAUGGAGCAGUACGAAUUCGUGCCAUUAGACUCGCAGGUUGAUUUUGAUCUUGAGCGACUUCUGAUAGCAUCAGCUUUUCUUCUCGGUAAGAGCAGAAUCGGCAUUGUGUAUAAAGUUGUUAUGAACAAUGGGCCAACCGUGGCGGUGAGAAGAUUGGGGCAUGGAGGUUGGCAAAGGUUCAAGGAGUUCCAAACUGAAGUAGAAGCAAUUGGAAAGAUUAGGCAUCCAAAUAUUGUCAGUCUCCGCGCUUAUUUCUGGUCUUUUGAGGAGAAGCUUCUCAUCUACGAUUACAUACCCAAUGGUGAUCUUGCCACCACACUUCAUGGGAAUGCUGGAAUGUUACCUUACAGACCUCUCUCUUGGCCUGUUCGUCUGAGAAUCAUAAAAGGAAUAGCAAGAGGCUUGGCUUUUCUACAUGAAUUCAGUCCCAGAAAGUAUGUCCAUGGAGAUUUGAGGCCUAGCAAUAUUCUGCUAGGACAGAACAUGGAGCCUCUUAUCUCUGAUUUUGGACUUUGCCGCCUAGCUAAUAUAGCUGAAGAAUCACAAGCAGCCCAAUGCGAACAAACGACCACUGGAACACCAAAAAGAAGUUCAACACCAGAACAGAGUUCUCCAUUCGAGUUUACAGCAAUAAACGCUACCUUAAGCAGGUCUUAUUAUCAAGCUCCGGAGGUCUCAAAAGUCAGAAAGCCAACACAGAAGUGGGAUGUGUACUCAUAUGGAGUAAUCCUACUAGAGAUGAUAUCUGGGAAGCCGCCAAUGAUUCAGAUAGGUUCCUUGGAAAUGAAUCUAGUUCAAUGGAUUCAUCUCAUGCUCGAGGAUGGGAAGUUGAUGAUAGAUAUCUUGGACCCCCUCUUAGCUCGUGAACUCAACAAGGAAGAUGAGAUAGCUGCUGUGCUGAAAAUCGCUCUUGCCUGUGUCUGUAAGAGCCCUGAUAAGAGACCUUCAAUGAGGCAUGUCUUCGAUAGUUUGGACAGACUGACGUCAUGCAUUAAUCAACAGGACAUGCUUGAUGAAGUAGCAAAAUUCACUCAAUAAAAGAAAUGCAAGAUGAAUGCCAUAAUCAAUAAAGGGGAGUAAAGAUUUUCGAGUUAGUAUCACUGUACAUAGUUGUAGAAGUUCCUAAGAUGUUCCUUCCCUAUAUUUUAUUGGAUUCUUCUUUCCAAUUUCUCUUAAAUUAGAUGUUUUCUAGGAACAUUAGCUUUCACUUCUGAUUCUAAUGAUUGGCUAUUUAAUGGCCACCAAUAAAUGCAUACAAGACAGUAAUAAGUAAUCAAAAGAAUUCUGUACUUUUC